Messenger RNA from Acytostelium subglobosum LB1, 357 nucleotides. RefSeq lists its product as hypothetical. Lineage: Eukaryota; Evosea; Eumycetozoa; Acytosteliales; Acytosteliaceae. The annotation marks the transcript as partial. Gene Ontology annotation, cellular component: mediator complex. The record is from RefSeq and is a predicted model, not a curated record. Gene Ontology annotation, molecular function: transcription coregulator activity. The transcript is spliced from 2 exons. Gene Ontology annotation, biological process: regulation of transcription by RNA polymerase II.
UCAGAUGUAAUCAAGAUGAACUCUUUAACAAGAUUGAAUAAUAUAGAAGAGAGUGUUGUUGAAUCUGUAAACACUGCGGGAAAGGCAUUGGCCUUGUUGUCAAAGUCAAUGGAUCUAAAGGGUGGCGCCACAACAGAUCAGCCACUAAAGGAGUUCAAACAGUUAUCAGACAAGUACUUCACAAUAGUAGAGAGUGAAGUACACAAACCAUUGAUGGAGUUUGUUGACUCGAUGACUGAUGUGGCGCCAUUCGAACACUCGAGCUACACAUCAAAGUACGAACUGGACCUCACUCAUAACUUCACAGAGCUGAUACUACUACAUCUAGAGGAUAUGGAGAAUAUACUGAAAGAGAAC